AUGUUGGAGGCCAAACCCAAUAGUCUUAUUGGGCAAAUUAUGAAGGCCAAGUAUUUUCCGAAUACCAAUAUCCUUGAUGCAACAUUGGAUGCCACAGUAAGCACUUUAAUUGAUGAUGAUACGAGAUGGUGGAAAUCCCAUCUUCUUGAAACUUUGUUCCAUAUUGAGGACAUUCAGAUGAUCAAGACUAUGCCCCUGAGUUGUACCAACCAAGAAGAUAUACAAAUAUGGAGUGGUACGAAGAAUGGAAUCUUCUUUGUGAGAAGCGCUUACCAUUUACAACAAGAAUUGUUGCUCUCUCAAGCAACUGGGAGCUCUCAUAGGAAUGAUAGGUCAGCAGUUUGGAAGGAACUGUGGGCAUUGCAAGUGCCAAAUGCGAAAAAAAAAUUUAUGUGGAGGGCUUGCCACGACAUCCUCCCUACACGUGCCAACCUUUACAAACGGAACAUUGUUAAUGAUCCCAAGUGUCCAAUUUGUGGGCGAGAGGUGGAGACGGGGUUUCACAUUCUAUGGCAAUGUCCAUCUGCCAUGGACGUUUGGAGCAUGGGCAAUAAAAAACUCCAGAAGAGGAAUUUCAUAGGCCCUUAUUUCGUUCAGGUGGUUGAGGGUGUUUUAGCUCAGUGUUCUCCUGAUGAGGUGCAAAUGUUUGUUGGGCUGGCCAGGAGGAUUUGGUUGAGGAGAAACGAAAUAGUGCAUGGGGGUUUUCUAACCCAUCUGUCCGUAUUGCUGCAACUGACCACAAAUGCUAUUGCUAAGUUCAAUAAGGCUACUGUAACGAACGGAACACCCACCGUCGUUUUAGCUGAGCAGCCAGCUCGCUGGAUGGCACCAUAG
Molecule: messenger RNA, 834 nt
Organism: Corylus avellana
Lineage: Eukaryota; Viridiplantae; Streptophyta; Magnoliopsida; Fagales; Betulaceae
Source: RefSeq, a predicted model, not a curated record